Molecule: messenger RNA, 736 nt
Organism: Hevea brasiliensis (rubber tree)
Lineage: Eukaryota; Viridiplantae; Streptophyta; Magnoliopsida; Malpighiales; Euphorbiaceae
Exons: 2
Coding region: 90-533 (147 amino acids)
Source: RefSeq, a predicted model, not a curated record
UAUAAAUUCACUGAAAUAUAUUUCCUUUGGAUAUGUUGAACUCAUUCUUAAUUUUCAAGGAAAACAAGGUUCAUUAUUGAAGCUUUCCCAUGGAUCCGGUUAUUGCUGCUACGUUAGCUGGUGCAGUCAUAGGUGCAGCACCAGCGGCUGCUGCAUUGCUUUACAACAUUGGAAAAGAUUCAUCAACCCCAAUUCUACGAAAAGGCUCUUCCAUAAAGAACCUUGACCAUAACUGUGAAGUGCUGGACAAGGAAUUACAGAAACUAAUUGCUGUUGCGACUGAUAUUGAUCAGGGUCGUGUCAAGAAAGGGGAAAUAAAAAAUACUAGCACUUACAAGUUAUGGAUAACAAGGGUAUGGGAGAUUCAAACAGAGGUGGAAGCUUUGAUUCAUGAAUAUGAAAGGAUUAAAGAGAAGUUUAGAAGGGAAAUUAAUAUUGUUGCUAAAGGGAGACUAAGCAAAAAAAUGGUGAACAAGUUUGAGGAAGUUACCCAGCAUCUUGAAGAAGGAAAGUUUCUGAUUGCAAACUUUUGAAGGAGAUUAACUGAACAAGAGAUGGAGGAUUUCCUCUGUACCUGCAAUUACUUGCAGGUGUAAUGAAUAAUUGCAUUUUAAAAUAUAAUAAGUUCAUAGCUAGCUUUUAGAAAGCUCAGCUAAAAUGAAGCGCUUUAGGGCCAUAGUGCUUUAUGGCAUCAUUUGUAAAGUUUCUUGUCUGUUUUUUUUUUUUUUUUUUUUUU